This is a messenger RNA of Suhomyces tanzawaensis NRRL Y-17324, 954 nucleotides long. RefSeq lists its product as uncharacterized. The coding region runs from base 1 to 954 and encodes 317 amino acids. Gene Ontology annotation, molecular function: palmitoyl hydrolase activity; thiolester hydrolase activity. NCBI's taxonomy places the organism in Eukaryota, Fungi, Ascomycota, Pichiomycetes, Serinales, Debaryomycetaceae. The transcript has a single exon. The record is from RefSeq and is a predicted model, not a curated record. Gene Ontology annotation, cellular component: lysosome.
AUGCAGAUCUUUAAGGCCCUAGAGGCCCUAUUAACAUUUCCAACCAUUUGGAAUCAGUACCCCCAGCAUUCUGUUAAGAUCAUAUCUGAUAUAAAUCUCAAGAAUGAAAACGUAGCUCAUCAGGAAUUUAGACCAGUGGUUAUUUGGCAUGGCCUAGGAGACCAAUACAACUCCACAGGGAUUCACAAAGCAGCAGAGAUUCUUGACGACUUUUACCCCGGCAUAUUUGUUUACUCUGUUUACUUGGAUUUGGACCCAGAAAAAGAUCAAAAAAAAUCCCUCUUUGGUGAUGCUAAUGUUGAAUUAGAACAGGUAUGUGAACAAUUAGCGACGAUUCCCGAAUUAAAGCAAGGCUUCGAUUUGAUCGGCUUUUCACAGGGAGGGUUGUUUCUGAGAGCUUUGGUUGAAAGAUGCUCCGACGUUAAUGUUAACAACCUUAUCACUUUUGGAUCACCACAUUUGGGUGUUCUGGAAUUACCCAUGUGUGAGAAUCCUGGUGAUUGGGUUUGUCGAAGAAGAAAUGAGCUAUUGAAAAAGCAAGUGUGGUUUGAUAGCGUACAAAAAAGAGUUAUUCCUGCUCAGUACUUCCGGGAUCCAGUCAACUAUAAUCAAUAUUUGCUUCACUCUAAUUUCUUGGUGAAUGUAAAUAAUGAAAGACCGUUAAGUUUCAACUCCUCAUACAAAAACAACUUGCAGAAACUCAACAAGUUGGUAUUGUUUCAGUUUACAAGGGACACAACCCUUGUGCCCAAAGAAACGGCUUGGUUCAUCGAUUUUGACGUGUCAGGCACCUCUAUUCCAUUUGAAAAAUCCAAGAUAUAUGUGCAAGAUUUGAUUGGGUUGAAAGAAUUGCAUUUAAACGAUAAGAUUGAUUUCAAGGCCAUUGAUACUGAUCAUAUGGUGAUUUCAGAAGCUGUUUUGCAUGAAAUUGCCGAGAAGUAUUUGGGCAAAUAG